Messenger RNA from Penaeus monodon (black tiger shrimp), 630 nucleotides. RefSeq lists its product as uncharacterized. Bases 1 to 630 code for a protein of 209 amino acids. The record is from RefSeq and is a predicted model, not a curated record. Lineage: Eukaryota; Metazoa; Arthropoda; Malacostraca; Decapoda; Penaeidae. The transcript is spliced from 3 exons.
AUGGUUGAGGAAGAUGGCAGCAUGGGAAGAGAGAUUAAACACCGAAUUCAAUGUGGUUGGAAUAAUUGGAGAAAGGUUUCGGGAGUGAUCUGCGACAAGAGAGUGCCUGUAAAGUUGAAGGGAAAGGUACAUAAGUCUGUGGUCAGACCAGCUAUGACCUAUGGUUUAGAAACUGCACCACUGAGAAAAGUCGAGGAAAGAAAAUUGGAUGUUGCUGAAAUGAAAAUGCUCAGAUGGAUGGUGGGGGUAACAAAGAUGGACUGCAUACGGAAUAACUAUAUAAGAGGAUCACUCAAGGUAACAGAAAUAUCAAAGAAUGUUCAGGAAUCAAGACUGCGAUGGUAUGGACACCUGCUAAGAAGAAACGAAGAUCAUGUAUACGCCGAGAACACACAGGCCAACACCGAGAAGUUAAUUGCUAGUUUUACGUCUCUUUACGACCUUAUCUCCACUUUCGGAUCCUUACAUGAUUGUGAACUAAUGUCCUACACUUAUUAUCAGGAACAGACAUGUAGUCUAAGGAGUUCUUGGUAUGGUAGCGUCGUGGUGGACAUGAGGUCAACUUCUAUGGGCGAGGGGAGAAAGGUAAGCGUGAGUCAAGAGCAGGACACAGACUACGAGGGAGUCUAG